AGAGAAAUGGUUGAACUGAGUUUAGAAGUUUAGUUCUACUCAAAACAUAGAAAAAUACACGAGGCGCAUAAAAUGAGCGAGAAAUCUCUCCACUUUUUUCUGAUCAUUACCAUUCUUAUUUUAGGUUUAAUGUUUACUGAUCAGCUGGAGAUUAAACAAACUGAGGAAGAGGAAGGACUACAAGGAACCAGACUCGGAGAUAAUAUAGAGACAGAGAAUCAGGAGGAAUGGGAUUUAGAAGAUAAAGCUGGGAUCAAGAACAGAUCCUAUGAUCUGGAUCAUGACGCUCAGCUGAAGCACGCCCAACUGCUGGAGAAGGUUAUCAGGUUCGGGUUGAACCAGAGCGAAUACCUCAUCACAGUUCAGGAGAAGGCUCUCUAUGAUAAAGGGAUUGUUCUAAACAAGUCUGAGCCUGCCCAUUUUGUGUCUGUGUUUAACAAACAGAAGAAGAGAUCGAAGAAUCUCUCCAAGUAUGCCUACGCUACCCUUCAUGCCAGUAGUCUACUAAGCCAACAGUUUAUGUUAACGAGGCAGCAGGUUCUCUAUGGUCUGGAGAGGGUUGAGCUCCGGAGCACGUCCUUGUUUGAUGAUUGUCCGCUCCGAAACCGUGAAGCAAGACAGGACGAAUGCUCCGGGUUCGCUGCUCUGUUCCGAACUCCAGAUGGAACUUGCAACAAUUUUCAUCAUCCAACCUGGGGAGCUUCUUUCACACCUUUCCUCAGGUUCUUGCCUCCGGAUUACAGUGAUGGUAUUGAGGCCUUCAGACGAUCAGUAUCCAACGGUCCUCUUCCCAAUCCUCGUAUCAUCAGCUCUAUGAUACACAGGGACGUGAGCAAGGAUACAAACCAGUUCACCAUGAUGGUGAUGCAGUGGGGGCAGUUCCUGGAUCAUGAUAUAACCUCCACACCUGUCACAAGAGGAUUUAAUGAAUCUAUCCUGAAGUGUUGUUCUCAAUCUCCUGAAACCAUGCAUCCAGACUGCCAACCUAUUAUGAUUCCAGCAGAUGAUUCGUUCUACUCCAAGUUUAAUGUUUCAUGUAUGGAAUUCGUACGGAGUUCUCCAGGACCCCGUCGUGACUGUUCUCUGGGACCACGUGACCAGAUAAACCAGAUUACAUCCUAUAUAGACGCAUCUAAUGUUUACGGGAGUACACCAGAUGACCAGCAUUCUCUUCGGUUAUUAAAAAAAGGUAAGCUAAAAUACACAGAUCUCCAUAUCCGUAAACCCCUCCUUCCUCCUCUGGAGUCCCUGGAAGCUGAGGAAGCAUGUCGGAUCAAGAGUCCGAACCUGCACUGCUUCCAUGCUGGAGAUGAACGGGUUAAUGAGCAGCCUGGACUAGCAACCAUGCACACACUCUGGCUCAGGGAGCAUAAUAGAGUAGCUGUAGAGAUGGGAUCAUUAAAUCCUCAUUGGUCUGAUGAUAGAGUGUUUCUUGAGACCCGGAGAUUUAUUGGUGCAGUUGUUCAGCAUAUUACAUACAAUGAGUGGCUCCCUAUUAUUCUCGGACCAAGGGUUCUUGAGAUAUUUGAACUAAGACUUCUUCCGCGAGGAUAUUAUAGAGGGUACAACGCCUCCGUCAACCCAACCGUGGCGAACGCUUUCGGCGCUGCAGCAUUCAGAUUCGGCCAUUCAUUAGUCAAGAACACAAUCAGCAGAUGCAACAAGGAAUUUAGAACGGUUCCCUUUCAUGUAGAUCUUCACAAGGAGAUGAAUAAUCCAAGUAAUCUUCAUAAUUUCGGCUCAGUAGACAGGAUACUGCUGAGUUUAUGUGAUGACAAGAUGGCAAGAAGGGACGAAUUUAUUACUGAGGAGCUAACCAAUCGUCUCUUCCAGACUCCGAAAUCUGGGUUCGGGAUGGAUCUGAUGUCUCUGAACAUCCAACGAGGACGGGAUCACGGUCUAGCUCCGUAUAAUAUCUGGAGAGAGCAGUGUGGGUUGAAGAGGUUUACAGCCUGGAUACAGAUGGAAACUGUCAUGGAGAAGACCACCGUGAAUCGAUUAGAAAACGUUUACGAACACGUGGACGAUAUUGAUCUAUUCACAGGUGGAAUGGCCGAGAAACCUGUUGUUGGAGGAAUAGUCGGCCCAACCUUCUCCUGUAUCCUUGGUCAACAGUUUCUAAACCUGAGGAAGGGAGACAGGUUCUGGUAUGAGAACGGAGAUCAUCCUGGAGCAUUUACUCCGUCCCAGCUCCAGGAGAUCAGGAAAACUAGCCUAGCCCGGGUUAUCUGCGACUGUUUGGAUGAUAUUGAUAUGCUUCAACCGUUUGCAUUCCUUCAACCUGAUCAAUUUGCGAACCAGAGAACAGUUUGUAAAGGACAAGGUAUUCAAAGAAUGAACCUGGAUCCCUGGAAGGAAGAACUACCGAAACCUCAACAGUUUAACAGUGAAUCCUUGUACCCGGAGCUUGCAGAUCUUCUCACAGAUCUGUCCCGUACUGGUGGAAUAGAGGAGCAGAUAUUUGCUGAUGAGGCUCCAGCUCGUCCUAGUUUCUCCAACCUGGCAACUAAUGAGAAGGAAGAAGAGGAUGAUUUAAAGUUUAUAAAUGGAGGAGAUAAUAUUCUUCAAAUCUUUAGAAAACCUUCAAUCGGUUUAGAAUCAGACGAGCAAUAUAAUGACGAGCUCCCUAAUCAACUGAACCCAGAACAAUAUUACAGAUUGAACUGGGCACUGAAUGAGGAUCGACAAGAUCUAAACAUGAACCAAGAAUCCUCGAGAAAUCUCAACUCUAAAACAGACCUGGAAGAGGAACUCCGCCAAAUAUCAUUCCAAGAUCUCCUGAAUCUCACGUAAACCAGAAUAUACCGAGGGUAAUUGUGAAAACUGUUCUCCGGGUUCCCACGAGGUGAAAAUCUAGAAGUAAUUAGUGUUGAGAGGUUUCAGGGUCACGGUUCAAGUUUAUUACAGUUUAUACUCUAACCCAACAUAGAUAACACAGGACUAGAGGGAAAACGUUGAAAAAUCACAGUUUAUACAGAUAGGGCAGAAUAUGUUGUUUCUAUCAAAUUGUUCCAGAAUUUUUGUAUAUUUCAACAUGGAAUUAAGUUUUUGUCCCUAUCUCUGAUUUUCUAAUUCCUAUUUCUUUGCAAUCCGAUGAUAUUUCAAACUUUAAAAUCUGUAAGAUCAAAAUGUCAAAAGUUUUCACCAUUAGUUUUCAAAGAUACAUGGAUUGUGGAAGAUACACAAUUCCUUUGUUAUGGAAUUUGAUUUAUUUGAACAUAAACCCUUUACCCAUUUAUAUUGGAUUUUAUUUGAUUUUCCUUGAAAUUUCAAACUGAGAUUAUCUUAUAUAAUUAGCAAACUCAUAGUUUUAAAAAUCUGAGGUACAAAACAUUGGGUUGCAAAAAUUUAGGGAUUAGAAAAUCAGAGUUUGUGACGAAGACCUUUCGUUUCCAAGAUUCUAUUAAAAUGUGAAAAUAUAUUUCAAUUAAAUCAAUUACCUUUUUAUCAAGGUCACCUAUAGAAUCUCAAAAAGAUCAUUCGCAGCCAAAGUAUUUCUGUGACACAUAAUAAAAAAUGUUUGUUAUAUUGUUAUGAAAGAUAAUUUUAAACCGAAUCUUGCGAAAGAUGCAAAAAGACUAUACACUAUAUAAUUAUCGUUAUGGUGAAUAAAAAGCAGAAAACCGUAGACUCCUUUCUUGUAUACUCAAUACUGAUUGAAUCGAUUUUUCUAUUUACUUCUGUUAUUUCUUACUGUUGCUAUUGCUAUUACUAUUGUUAUUUAUUUGUUAUUUAUUUAUUA
This is a messenger RNA of Eurytemora carolleeae, 3742 nucleotides long. Its product is annotated as chorion peroxidase. Lineage: Eukaryota; Metazoa; Arthropoda; Copepoda; Calanoida; Temoridae. Gene Ontology annotation, molecular function: heme binding; peroxidase activity. The record is from RefSeq and is a predicted model, not a curated record. The coding region runs from base 73 to 2793 and encodes 906 amino acids. The transcript has 19 exons. Gene Ontology annotation, biological process: response to oxidative stress.